AGAGAUGUGUUUCCAAUACCUUGCUAACUUGUAGAAAAGGUAUGUGUCAGAGCAUGUGAAGCUAUAAAGGUGUAACUUGGUUUUGUAGUUAAAAAAUAAGGAAGAACAUUUUUGGUGUCUUGUUUGAUCUUGUAGAACGUGGAAGUGCAUCGUUUCAAUGGCCUCCAAAGGACAUGGCGACACCAACUCAGGACGGUUACCCUCGGCCCCAGCUUACUCCGAAGAGGUGCCGCCUGGUCACAAUGCUGUGUUCCCAGCGCCCACCUUGGUGCCACCACCCCCAAGCUACCUGACACCUUCAGCCCCACCGGUUCAUAUGAUGAUGCCUGCCUCUCUUGAACCACUCAAUGUUGUCUACCCAGCUCCCACAAACCCUGGAUUCCCACCCCCUGGAUACGUGACCCCUUCCGCUCCCCCGAUGAUGCCUGCCCCUUUCGGACACCCUAAUGCUGUCUACCCCGCGCCCAUGAACCCCAGAAUCCCGCCAGUACCCCCAGGCUACGUUACCCCUCCGGUCCCUGCGAUGAUGCCUGCCCCUCCGCCUGAUCUCCGACCCACCGGCUGCCCCCCAGGACUGGAAUACCUGAUUCAUGUCGACCAGCUUCUCGUCCAUCAGACUUUUCAUCUGGCCGAACUGCUGGGUUGGGAGGUUAGAAAUUCCUACAAUGUGAAGAACAGUAUCGGGCAACAAGUGUUUCUGGCGGAAGAGGAGAACAACUGUUGCACCCUACAGUGCUUUGGCCCCAGCCGACCUUUCACCUUUCACAUCCAGGACAACCUGGGGCAGGAGGUGUUGACCCUGAUGCGCCCUCUUGCGUGCAGCUACUGCUGCUUCCCCUGCUGCCUGCAAGACCUGGAGGUGCAGAGUCCCCCCGGUAUUCCAAUAGGGUAUGUGGUGCAGGAGUGUCACCCGUUCCUCCCCAAACUCACUGUGCUGAACGAGAGGAGACAGCCUCAGCUGAGGAUCAAAGGGCCGCUGUUUUUCUGUAGUUGUUGCAGAGACGUCACAUUUGAGGUGAAGACUCUGGAUGACUCAAUGUUGAUAGGGCAUAUCAGUAAGCAGUGGUCCGGCUUCCUGCGCGAAGCCUACACGGACGCAGAUCAUUUUGGAAUCGUGUUCCCAAUGGACCUGGAUGUGAAGAUGAAGGCUGUGCUGCUGGGAGCCUGCUUCCUGAUCGAUUUCCUGUAUUUUGAGGAAAGGAAAGGAGACAAGAAACAUUGAAAUUUUACUCUGUGCCGACUAUCCUUAGUGUUUUGUGAAGAAGGUUACAAGGUCCCGUGGGUUCCGUAACAACAAAACAACUACAAAGUUACAAGGUCCCGUGGGUUCCGUAACAACAAAACAACUACAAAGUUACAAGGUCCCGUGGGUUCCGUAACAACAAAACAACUACAAAGUUACAAGGUCCCGUCGGUUCCGUAACAACAAAACAACUACAAAGUUACAAGGUCCCGUGGGUUCCGUAACAACAAAACAACUACAAAGUUACAAGGUCCCGUGGGUUCCGUAACAACAAAACAACUACAAAGUUACAAGGUCCCGUGGGUUCCGUAACAACAAAACAACUACAAAGUUACAAGGUCCCGUGGGUUCAGUAACAACAAAACAACUACAA
Messenger RNA from Salmo salar (Atlantic salmon), 1616 nucleotides. The record is from RefSeq and is a predicted model, not a curated record. Lineage: Eukaryota; Metazoa; Chordata; Actinopteri; Salmoniformes; Salmonidae.